Bemisia tabaci is the source of this 3195-nucleotide messenger RNA. Lineage: Eukaryota; Metazoa; Arthropoda; Insecta; Hemiptera; Aleyrodidae. The record is from RefSeq and is a predicted model, not a curated record.
GCUCGCCGCUCAAGCAUGUGCAGUCGUAGUGUCGUCGUGACGGUGGCGCCCGGACGCGCUCUUCUCCUGCUCCACCUGCUCCUCGGCGUCGGCCCGGGGAUCUCCGACUCUCACGCGAGCAAAUUCGACGCCGACUACCCCCUCCUCGCCGCCAGAUGCAAGUCCAGCUGUUUGCUCCGGCUCGCCAGGGCCCCCGCCAAAUUAUUGAAACUACCUGAGUUUAAACACUGCGCGGAGGAAUGCCUGAAGACGCGCUGGACCAAAGCGGGCGACUGCGGCGACGCGAGGGCCGCGGCACUGGGCAGCGGCGAGGACGUGGACGCGGACGCGGUGUUCCUGGAAGCCUGCGUGGCGGCCUGCCGCUCGGACAUGGACUGUCCGGGAAUCACCGAUAAAUGCUGCCCGCACUCGUGUGGCGCUUCCUGCCGAUCCCCGCGCGGACUAAUUAGCAAUCCAGAUUUGCCAAGGAUCCCGGAAAACGUGACCAUCACGGAGAAGUUGGAGAAGAACGCGACGCACGAGACGCUGGACGCUUUCGGGAGCUGGAGCGUGGGCGGGUCGGAAAAAGGCCUGGUGUUCCUGGUGGAGGCCCGGCACCACCCCGGCUGCAACUUCUCCGAGCGGAAGCUCGGCCCGUGGACCCUCGUCCGGAGGGAGAUCCGACCCAGGGUCAACCUCAUGAGGGACAUGACCUACGGCCGCUGGUACCAGAUACGGGUCGCCGCCGUCAACGAGAAUGGCACCAAGGGAUACUCCCUCCCUUCCAACCACUUCCAACUCUCUUUCGAGCCCAUGGGACCAGAGGCACCAACUGGAAUCACGAUUCACUCGGUAGCUAUGGUGAAUGGAUCUGUGUGGGCAGAGCUGAGAUGGAAGGCUCCGAAUUCUAGUCUUCCGAUCACAAGAUACAGAAUCAGUUUAGGACACGUGCUCGGGUCUAGCUCGGAAUCUCGUAGUGCGGAUGUGUCAUUCAUCAGGGACUUUUUCGUGCCAAAGGAUCAACAUAUUUUCUUCCUGAGAGAUUUGACUGUUCCAAAAGAAUUCAUGGUUCAAGUGCAAGCCUAUUCCAAGUACUGCGAGAAACGGUUGACGGGCCUUACUGGCGACUUGAGAUUUUUCAUAGAAAGAGGGGCAGAUGAUGAGUUGCUGUGGUUCGCGGAUACGGGCGAGAUGCUGAGUCCGAAGAAGUUGUUGAGUCUGGAAGAAAGCCUCAGCAAGCCGAAAGUCGACCGCAAUCGAUUCCGAUGGAAAGAGGGCGAACUCAGGGCGCACGUUCGAUGGACAUGGUCCCGCAAACAGAGCAACCUCACCUUCGAGAUCAUCUGGCGGCAAGUGGGCCUCGGACCCAGGUCUACCUUCGCUGCAACCACCGAUAAAACAUACUAUGAAAUCGGCAGUCUCCGUUUCAACUGCAAGUACAACGUAACUCUCAAAACGCAGUCAUAUAUGAAGCUCCACUCUACCUUCACAGUUUUUAAGACACCAUCAUGCGAAGAUUUGAGCAAAAGUAAUGAGGAAUUAGACUGUAAAUUAAUUAAGGAUCUAAAUUUUAGCAAAAAUCUAGAUAAGUGACAUGUAUCCUUGCAUCAUGAGACCUCAUAUCAACGAGUAGAUUGCCACGAUAGAAUUGAAAUCAACUUUUACUAAGAGGAAAACAAAGACAUUCUACAUUCCGUCCAUUUUAAAUGCUCGGCAUGUGACUACGAAUCAUAUCUGUGUUAGUUACCACGCACGCAAGAAUCCCUCUUUUGGAACAGGACAUUUUUUCCCCACGGACAAUACGUUAUGAAACUUUAAAGGGUCGCAAAGGUAAUUUGGAGUGAAAUUUUUUAAAAAAUCCUUAAACCUUUGGAAGAGGGGUUCUCUCCUUCCCCUUAAAGUAUCAUUAAAAUAAUCAAACCUCUGAAAAAGCUGUAUUUAAAGAGAGAGCGUCACGGACAUUAGCUUUUCCCUGGUAAAAGCUCUUUUUAUGUUGCUCUUUUGGAGGUUUAAUUAUUUUAUUGAAACUUUGAGGGAAUAGAGGGAGCCCCUCUUUUAAAAUUUUUAUGUUUUUUUAAAAAAAAAUUGACCCUGAAUAAUCAUCACUUUAGGACACUUUAAGGUGUCAAAAUUUAAUGUCCGUGACGAAAAGAGCGUAUAACUUUUCAUUUUGAAAAUCAUGUGGCAGUUGCUCAAAAAAUUAUUUUGCACCUGUUUGCCGCUUUCAAGACAGCUUCAGCUUCACUCGUGGUGAUCCCUUCAAAGCGCACUUCUCAUUUUCACUUCAUUUCAUUUUGUCCUGAUAAUGCGAUUCUUUGAUUCAGACAAAAAGCCAAUAUAUGUAUAUUCAGACCAAUAGAAAGUGAUUGAAUUUUGGGUGUAAACAAGGCUAAUAAUCUUUUUAAAACAUUAAAAAGGCAGAACGUUUAGAGCCGUUAUACCAGCUCAUUUCCGGUUGCGAAAACGAAAAAUAAAAAAAAAAUUGAGUGACGACGAAACAUUAGACGUUAUCACGUAGCCCCGUAACCAUAGUGGUUACGCGAUAACGUCUGGAGUCUGGUUGUCACUCAAUUUUUAAUUUAUUUUUUGGUUUUUCGCAGCUGAAAAUGAGCAGGUAAUGGCUUAAAACGUUAUCUGCCUUUUCAGUGCUUUAUAACAUUGUUUAGCCUUGCUUACCCAUGCUUUAGUCUCUUUCUAUUGUAUUUGUAUAUUUGGGCUAUCCUUUUGUGUGCUUUCUUGUAUUCAGAGUUAUAGAAGAGAGUGCAAUUCUUUAUACAUGGCUCUCAGGAUGCCACAACUGAAAAAGUUCAUCAAAUUAUUAUUGGUGUGAACGAAUGGACGAUUUCAUCCACGCAAUGUUACAAAUUCAUUUGCUCUUGCCGUGGACGUUAAACCCAGAAUCUGAUUAAAUUUUCUCGAGCAGAACAAAUAUAUUUCAAAAUGAAAAGUACGCAAAUAAUUCUGGAAUUUCAAGAAAUUUUCUUCCACCCACGAAUGAGAACCGUGCAUGAAAAUAAUCUCCCCAUGUUAAAGUAAUUACAAUAUUUAUAACUGUAAGAUAUUCGAAUCUAAAUCUUAUUUCAUCUAUUCACCAUCAGUUGGCUAUACGGAUUUUGUAAGACACGUGUUUUGUUAAAAAAUGCAUUCGAAAUAAAGAAGUGUGAGGAAUAUUUUUUAAUUAUUCAUCAUAGUAAAAUUAUAGUGAUUUUGAAAGCU